Drepanopeziza brunnea f. sp. 'multigermtubi' MB_m1 is the source of this 963-nucleotide messenger RNA. RefSeq lists its product as uncharacterized. The record is from RefSeq and is a predicted model, not a curated record. Gene Ontology annotation, molecular function: protein binding. NCBI's taxonomy places the organism in Eukaryota, Fungi, Ascomycota, Leotiomycetes, Helotiales, Drepanopezizaceae.
AUGUCACACCCCGAAGAAGCCAUGGAAUGCUUCGCAUCGAGCCACGAAUCUUCACGAAAUGCAGAAGAAGAUGUGUUUUCCUCACAAUCUCCCGGUACAGAUAAGCCGAAUGAUGAGGUACCGAUAGGGGAAUACGGCGGUAUCAAUUCUGAGAAUGAAGCGGGCGCGGCUGCACAAACUGCGACCCCCGAUAAGAUUAAAGUCCUCGUCGGCGCGCUCCACACGGUCUUUCUCCUCGAUCGCUCCCGCAUCUGCUCCAUCUCUCCCUACUUCGCAACGAUCUUCGCCUCGCGCGCCACCCUUCAAGUAGUCCUCCCUGACAUUGAGCCCAACUUAUUCCAGCUCGUGUCUGAUUGGUUAUAUACAGGGCGUCUAAGCGCGGAUGCCGAAGACGAUCUAUAUCUCGACCAACUCGUCGAUGUCUACCUCUUUGGCGAUCUUAUCAGUUGCCAUACCUUGAAGAACUACUCCAUGGACCUCAUACAAGACAACAUGUACCGCCACGUCAGGUACGGCAGCGGAGGGAUCAAGCUGUCUUUAAACCAGAUUAGAAGGAUAUUUUCGGGCACAAUGUGUGCGGAGGAUGCACCGAUCCGGAAGUUGGUUGCGGCGCUGGUAUCCUACAGGUUGAUCUUUGGAGAUACGCCAGAGAGAUUGGAGCCGAUAUUUGAGGUGCCGGGGUUCCUGAAGGACUUUGCGGCGUUCCAGAGAAGUUCACUGCAGGUGUCGAGCGAUAAAUGGUACCGGCCUGUCACAUUGAGGGAUGAUCCGAGGGUCAGGGGCUACUAUGAUGAUGGGGUGGCAGCUAAGGGCUUUCAUGCCUGCUUUUUUCAUGUUCAUGAGCUGGGAGAAAAGUGCUCAUCAGUCAGCAACUACAGAACAGGGAGCGAUGGCUCGGGAAUCGAUGCAGCCGGCGAGCACGAACGGGAGGAAGGCUUCCGAGUGGCUGCGGCUGUCCAAUAG